AUGGACGAACGGUUGCUGAACGAUCUGCUGGAAUGUUCCGUUUGCCUGGAACGGUUGGAUUCUUCCUCGAAAGUGCUUCCCUGUCAGCAUACCUUCUGCCGGAAAUGUCUCGAGGAAAUCGUUGCCAGCCACCAAGAGCUGCGAUGUCCGGAAUGUCGCGUUCUCGUGGAGGUUCGAAUAGACGAGCUGCCACCAAAUGUUCUGUUGAUGCGGAUAUUGGAAGGCAUGAAAACGGCGGAACUGAACAGCCAGAACACGAAUCAGACCAUCAAUGGCAAACCCACGUGCAAUCGCAAUCAAUCACAUGGCGCCGCUCCAGCGACGAACGCAAAUGCGGUCAACUAUCAGCACCACCAGCAACAUCCAUCAUCGGGUGGUGUCCACGGUGCUAAAAUAGGCAAAUCGUCCGCCCAUGGGACGGCCGACAACCAAGCACAGCCGCUGCACCCAUCGCAUCCUCAGCAACAGCAUCACCACCAUCAGCAUCAGCCACUGUCACGCAUUAUUGCAGCAAGCGGCCUAACCGGCACGGCAGCGAAUGCAUCCCUGGACCUGUCGAAAAUCCCACACGCUAAAGCGUUCUACGAUUUUUCCUCCAGCGAAACAAGUGACAUCAGCUUCCGCAAAGGCGAUAUUAUCAUACUGAAGAAGAAAAUAGAUCACAACUGGUGCGUCGGGGAGGUCAAUGGGAAGGAAGGUGCUGUACCGCUGAACCACAUAAAGGUGAUCGUACCGUUGCCGUUUCCGCAAUGUAAGGCGCUAUACGACUUUCGGAUGGGACCAUCGGAGGAGGAAGGUUGUUUAACAUUUAAGAAGGGUGCCCUUAUACAUGUUCUACGGCGUGUUGAUCAGAAUUGGGCGGAGGGAAGGAUUGCGGAAAAGAUUGGCAUCUUUCCGAUAUCGUUUGUAGAGAUGAAUGGACUGGCGAAACAUAUGAUGGAUUCAUCGUUAAAGCACAUACUGAGUAACUCCAAUCGAACUGUACCGCCGACACCUUUCGAUUUAAAUGCCAGUGCCACUAGCAGCAGUGAUACAAGCUCGAGCGUUACCACAAGUCCGAACUCUUCGACCAGCACGACCAGUUCUAACUCCAGUACCGCUCCCAGCAGCCCUACAGCUAACUUUCUACAAGCACAACCUGUUGCAACCAGUGGCAAACAGCAGCAUCAGUCGAAGCGUUCCGAUCCGGCAAACCGCGAAAAACGACAUUCCCUUACAACGGCCGGUAUAGUUUCCAGCACUGGCGGUGCUCUGCAGACGAAUCAAUCCGCCCCACAUCGACAUUCGACGGAAAUGUUGAACAGUGAUGGUGCCCCAGAUGGAAAAACGAUACGUCAGCCGGUGGAUAGUGUUGCCACUUCGUCGUCUCCAGCCGGAAUUCCCUACCCGAAGUGUAACGUGACGAAAGCUAGUCAAAUGUACCAACAACAUCCGCAGCUGCCGACAACGUACAUUGCACUGUAUCCUUACAAACCACAGAAGCCGGAUGAACUGGAACUGAAGAAAGGAUCCAUUUAUUACGUUACGGAACGUUGUCAAGAUGGUUGGUUUAAGGGUACAAAUUGGCAGAAGAAAUCAGGUGUUUUUCCCGGCAAUUACGUCGCCAUUCAUAAAGGCAGAGAUGGAGCUUCUCCUGGCAAUCGCAACUCGAGCGCACAUUCCUCCGGAAAAAUGAAUACUGUCGCCAGUCCGCAAGCUGGGUCAUCAGCGCCAAACAGUGGCUGUUCUUCUAACGGUGCCAUUCACAGUCAAUCCAACGGUGGGUCGUCUUCUCCUCAACAGCAGCCAUUACAACUUCCCGAGCUACCACCACGUAACACGACGGUGCCACAACAACAGCAAGGCAUGAAGUACAUCGAUUCCAUCUUCGGUCGCCAAGGAUCACUCGAUGGUGGAAGUCCCGGGUCGCCGAACAACGAGCAGCAGCAAUCUGCGGGCCAGGAUGCGGCUGUAACGACACCACCUGCUACAGGAAAGGUGAAGAAAGACUCGUCGGCUGUCAGUUUGAUGAAACGGUUGACCAAUAUGAAAAGAUCGAAAUCUCCUACCGGUGGAAAUGGAGGUUGUUCCGGUGGAACGGCAAAUCCGGCGUAUACGAGCGACAGUUCAUUGUUUGAAGAGAUGGCAGGGGCGGCAGAUGCGGCGAUACUAGCUGCGGGAGGUACUCCAGCCGGAUCAGCUCAAAUGGCGAAAGCACACUUUAAACAAAUUGCCAAUCCAGUCCAUGUGCGAUCGGGCUCGUGUCCAAGUCAACUGCUUCAGAAUUUACCGAUGGAUUUGAUGAUAAACGGUGUUGGGCCAACGCACUCAGCUCAACAACAGUCGCAUCAGCAACAUCACCAUCAAUCGAAUCAUCCUGCGCUCACAGGAGUACGUGGAGAAAAUGUUCCAAUGAUGUACGGUUCUCAGCGCAUUAAACCACACAAAGAGCGACCUUCAAUGCAUGGAUUUAAAUAUGGUGACCAUACUGUGGUUACGGCUAUGCCGAAACACAUUGCCCACGAAGCGCCAGCCUCGACGUCUUCGUCACAUAUGAUCGCUAAACAGCAGCAACAGUCCCAAAUUUAUCAUCGAAAGUCCCAAAGUCUUGAUGCCUCGGCAAUCAUCUCGCAGCUUGGGCCUUCGCAGCAUACUUCUGCUACGGCGACAGUCGUUGCCACCGUGGCAGCGAAUGGUACACCUUCGAAAUCAUCCUCCAAGUCGUCGCACUCGCAAAGCGUUCGGGAAAGAUUCAAAUGCAUCGUCCCGUAUCCGCCCAACAGUGAGUAUGAGCUGGAACUGCGUGUGGGCGAUAUUGUAAUGGUGCACAAAAAGCGUGAUAACGGAUGGUACAAAGGAACACACGCGCGUUCGGGCAAAACGGGCCUUUUUCCAGCUUCGUUCGUUGAACCGGACAUAUGA
Molecule: messenger RNA, 2901 nt
Organism: Anopheles marshallii
Lineage: Eukaryota; Metazoa; Arthropoda; Insecta; Diptera; Culicidae
Gene: POSH
Product: E3 ubiquitin-protein ligase SH3RF3
Exons: 10
Coding region: 1-2901 (966 amino acids)
Molecular function (GO): protein binding; metal ion binding
Source: RefSeq, a predicted model, not a curated record